AUGGUUUCUGCCAAGGAGCCAGCCAUCGCCAUGUCCUCGGGUCUCUCCAUCGCUCUCUUGCACUGCCUGUGCCUGGCGACGUGUCUCACCGGGCCGCCAGGGCAGAGCAAAAAAGAGGAGAAAUUGUGGCCGGAGAAUUUCACCAGCAUCCUGAACAGCCUCCUGGAUGGCUAUGACAACCGGCUGCGACCGGGAUUCGGGGGUCCUGUUACUGAAGUCAAAACAGAUAUAUAUGUCACCAGUUUUGGACCUGUUUCUGAUGUAGAAAUGGAGUACACAAUGGAUGUCUUCUUCCGUCAGACCUGGGUAGACAAGAGAUUAAAAUACGAUGGCCCUAUUGAAAUCCUGAGGCUUAACAACUUGAUGGUUUCAAAGGUGUGGACUCCUGACACUUUCUUCAGGAAUGGGAAAAAGUCUGUUGCACACAACAUGACAGCCCCAAAUAAACUCUUCAGAAUAAUGAGAAACGGCACCAUCCUGUACACCAUGAGGCUUACAAUAAGUGCAGAGUGUCCCAUGAGAUUAGUGGAUUUUCCCAUGGAUGGUCAUGCUUGUCCUCUCAAAUUUGGGAGUUAUGCUUAUCCAAAGAGUGAAAUGAUUUAUACCUGGACAAAAGGACCUGAGAAGUCUGUGGAAGUUCCUGAGGAGUCUUCCAGUUUAGUUCAGUAUGACCUGCUCGGGCAUACGGUGUCCUCUGAAACCAUUAAAUCUAUCACAGGUGAAUAUAUUGUCAUGACAGUUUACUUCCACCUGAGAAGGAAAAUGGGUUAUUUUAUGAUCCAGACCUACAUCCCAUGCAUCAUGACUGUGAUCCUCUCUCAAGUUUCUUUUUGGAUAAAUAAGGAGUCUGUUCCAGCCAGAACUGUGUUUGGAAUCACCACGGUGUUGACCAUGACGACGCUGAGCAUCAGUGCGAGACAUUCACUGCCAAAAGUCUCCUAUGCCACUGCCAUGGACUGGUUCAUAGCUGUCUGCUUUGCCUUUGUGUUCUCUGCUCUUAUUGAGUUUGCUGCUGUCAACUAUUUCACUAACAUUCAAAUGGAAAAAGCCAAAAGGAAGACGGUAAAAUCCCUCCUUGAAUUCCCAGUUGCUCCAAUACAAAGAGAAAGAAGACCAGAGAAUCCAGCACAGAGUACAGAUGCCAAUUCAAACGUGAGGAAAAGAACCAACGCCACAGUGCAGGCUGAAGCUGAUGGUGGGAGCCGAAUUGACACAAGGCACAGCUCCAUCCAGCCUCCUUCUGUAGCUCAGGGGUCUUCUGACAUUACACCCCACUCCCUUUCUGCAUCAAGUCCCAACCCUUUCACACGCCUCAAUGCAUCAGAGACAUUAUCUUCUGCAAGAGCUACCCCUCCAGCUCCUCCUUCCACCCCAAUUUUAACUGGAUUUGUAUCCCAGCAUGCCACAGCUGGAUCCCCUUCCAUUCAGCACUUGCUUGGAUCUAGACUGGAGCAGAUUCAGACCACCUCACCUAAUACAUUAGGAGCAUCUGCAAAGCCAUCUGCUGCCACACCACCUGCUCCCCCUGCCUCCUCCCACUCUGGCACGAGUAAGAUAGACAAAUAUGCACGCAUUUUAUUUCCUGUUACCUUUGGAGCAUUUAACAUGGUCUACUGGGUGGUGUAUCUAUCCAAGGAUACCAUGGAAAAAUCAGAAAGUCUAAUGUAG
This is a messenger RNA of Indicator indicator, 1668 nucleotides long. It is a transcript of the gene GABRA4, whose product is annotated as gamma-aminobutyric acid type A receptor subunit alpha4. Gene Ontology annotation, molecular function: transmitter-gated monoatomic ion channel activity involved in regulation of postsynaptic membrane potential; benzodiazepine receptor activity; GABA-gated chloride ion channel activity. Bases 1 to 1668 code for a protein of 555 amino acids. The transcript has 10 exons. Gene Ontology annotation, biological process: chloride transport; signal transduction; monoatomic ion transmembrane transport. Gene Ontology annotation, cellular component: synapse; postsynapse; neuron projection. The record is from RefSeq and is a predicted model, not a curated record. NCBI's taxonomy places the organism in Eukaryota, Metazoa, Chordata, Aves, Piciformes, Indicatoridae.